Molecule: messenger RNA, 330 nt
Organism: Cylicocyclus nassatus
Lineage: Eukaryota; Metazoa; Nematoda; Chromadorea; Rhabditida; Strongylidae
Source: the annotation of a GenBank genome assembly
UACUUGAUCAUUAUGCAUUCUCCUUACGCUUACGGAUAUCCCUACUAUGCCUCACCAUAUGACGAUUUCUAUGGGGCUCCGUACGGUUACGGCGGUUAUGGCCCGGGACCAUAUGCAUACUAUCCGGAACCAUAUUACUAUGGUGGUCCUCGGAACGAGAUCGUUGAUAACUGUUGCCUGUGGUGCUUAGCCACGAUGUUAUGCUGUUGCUGCUGGCAAAACUUCGCACGCUGCUGAAUCGGCUCUGUGGUUUCUUUCGCAUCUGUAUGCUCUUACACAUUAAGUAUGCUCAAAAGACAACAGUGAAAUGGUACACAGCCACAGCAAAUA